Triticum urartu is the source of this 1300-nucleotide messenger RNA. The record is from RefSeq and is a predicted model, not a curated record. NCBI's taxonomy places the organism in Eukaryota, Viridiplantae, Streptophyta, Magnoliopsida, Poales, Poaceae.
CUCGCCCCCAAUCCCCCCGACCAACCCUUUGCGGCUCCACCCCUCUUGCUCGCGCGCGCCCCGAAUCCCAUCGCCCAAUCCUUCCACGCUCGCCGCCGGUCUGCAGCUGCAUCCCUCUUCCUCGCGCGCGCCCGGAGCAGCAUCAGCCAAUCCUUCCAACGAGAUUCGGAGCUCGCCGCCGCCGCCGUCCGCAGCGCCAUCCCUCUCGCUCGCGCGCUGCCCCUCCGUCGACGGCGAGGAAGAAGAUGACGAUGGCGAGGACGGCGAAGGAGAAGCAAGCCGGCGGAGCUGAAACAAUGGAAGUGAUCCUCGGCAGGUCAGCUGAGAUUCCGAGUAAGAUGGUAAAUGAUUGGGAACGAAUAGUCCUGGACUUCCCCAGCAGCGACGAAUCAACCAUUCAUCCAGGAAAUGACCUCCUCGUACAAGCCCUGCAGCAUUAUUUCGGUAACACAUAUUUGAUGCAGCCAGUACAUGACAUGGUUGGUUUCUGGGGAUCCAAGAUGGAGCAAGCUGCAGAAUUGAUACACGAAGGUGAAAAGGGUCGAAAAUACAUAUUUCUCCUGAAUAACACCUGUGUUGUUCGUCAAAUGGUGCGGCGUCCAGGAGCAUCCUUCCCCGAUGUAGAACCGCUGCUCACUUCAAUGAUCAAGCGGUACAGGAAGUGCUACCUGGACGAGUGUUGGGCUCCGCUCAAGUGUUUAAGCUCGGAGGAGUUUACCGCCGAAUUUCUUGCCACCUGUAAUCGCCAGAUGAAGUGGAAGGUUAGAGCCGAGCUCAAGUACAAACUGCGGCAGGAGAUUGCGGAAUUGAUCGUUCCACCGUGCGACGGAAGCCGUGUGAUAGAAGGAUUGUUUGAAGGAUGAACAGCUAAGCGAAUUGGGAGGAGCCGAGGAGGACACUGGGCUUGUACUCCCUCCGGUCCUUUUUACUCUGCAUAUUAGAGUAAAAAGGACCGGAGGGAGUACACGGCCAUUGCACUCGUGGGUGGAGGAGGAGGAAACGCUAAUCCUAACUGUAAUUUUAUUUUAAAAAGAAAAAAAACUGUAACUUUUUGUAUUUGGUACAGUAGCUUCCUGCCAUAUCCUGUUUUCUUUUAUGCGGGUGGCUGCCAUAUCUUGCUAGUUGCACCUGUGCCCGUAUAUUUUUCUCUCUUGUAUAGGGUUGAUUUUAUAGCACCUGUGAAUCUGUGAUAGAAGUAUAGGUACAUAGAAAACUGACAGUUUUGUUUCUGUUCUCGUGUAUGGCUCAUCUGACAAGUCGAGAUAUGAAAGAAAAUGACUACACAUAUCAUUUUUAUUCA